CCGGCGCCUCUCUGAGUCUCCGACUGCCUCUCUCUCUCUCUACCAGAAGUGAGCGGUUUCUCACUCUACUCUGCAUCUCCUACUCCGGCCACAUAUUCAGCAGUCUGCGGACGAUCUCUGCCGUGUAGACAUGGCCGAGGAGCUAACGGACGAUCAGAUCGCCGAGUUCAAGGAGGCUUUCAGCUUAUUCGACAAAGAUGGAGAUGGCUGCAUUACAACGAAAGAAAUGGGCACUGUGAUGCGUUCUCUCGGCCAAAAUCCAACAGAAGCCGAGCUGCAGGACAUGAUUAACGAAGUCGAUGCAGACGGAAACGGCACCAUUGAUUUCCCCGAAUUCCUAAACCUCAUGGCUCGAAAGAUGAAGGACACCGACUCGGAGGAGGAGCUCAGGGAGGCCUUUCGCGUCUUCGAUAAAGACCAGAAUGGCUUCAUCUCCGCCGCGGAGCUCCGGCACGUCAUGACCAACCUCGGCGAGAAACUCACCGACGAGGAGGUCAACGAGAUGAUCCGGGAGGCCGAUGUUGACGGCGACGGCCAGAUCAACUACGACGAGUUUGUCAAGGUCAUGAUGGCGAAAUGAUCAAUGUAUGAAUCUCUUAAAACUGAUUUCUUUUCUGUGUGUUUGGUUUCAGCUUUUCUUUUUUUGUCUAACUUUUGCUCAUGUAUUGUUUGGCUUGCAAUUUUCUUUUCUGA
Messenger RNA from Phalaenopsis equestris, 693 nucleotides. RefSeq names its product calmodulin-like. The transcript has 2 exons. Lineage: Eukaryota; Viridiplantae; Streptophyta; Magnoliopsida; Asparagales; Orchidaceae. Bases 131 to 580 code for a protein of 149 amino acids. The record is from RefSeq and is a predicted model, not a curated record. Gene Ontology annotation, molecular function: calcium ion binding; enzyme regulator activity.